Molecule: messenger RNA, 2476 nt
Organism: Eptesicus fuscus (big brown bat)
Lineage: Eukaryota; Metazoa; Chordata; Mammalia; Chiroptera; Vespertilionidae
Gene: LAS1L
Product: LAS1 like ribosome biogenesis factor
Exons: 14
Coding region: 128-2296 (722 amino acids)
Biological process (GO): maturation of 5.8S rRNA; maturation of LSU-rRNA
Cellular component (GO): preribosome, large subunit precursor; Las1 complex
Molecular function (GO): endonuclease activity
Source: RefSeq, a predicted model, not a curated record
AGUGAGGCUAGCGUGUUGAGCUGAAGUUUCUGCGGAGUGCCGCGGCCCUAGGCUUGGCGUAUACCCGAGUGUGUGGUGGGAAUCCAGGGCCAGGGCCAAGUCAGGUCUGGGCCUUCCUUCCGGGAGAAUGGAUCAGGUGUGGAGUGCGUGGUGUGGGAAGUUCGUCAAAGAUAAAAGCUUGUCGCCCCUCUGGGCCCAGCGCAUCGUAGUCGCCUGGCUCAGUAAGGCCGAGUGGGAUCAGGUGACGGUGUAUCUGUUCUGUGAUGACCAUAAAUUGCAGCGGUACGCACUGAACCGCAUCACAGCAUGGAGGAGCAGGUUAGGCAACGAACUGCCCCUGGCAGUGGCUUCUACUGCUGACCUGGUACGCUGUAAGCUCUUGGAUGUAACUGGUGGCUUGGGCACUGAUGAACUUAGACUGCUCUAUGGCAUGGCAUUGGUCAGGUUUGUGAAUCUUAUCUCGGAGAGGAAGACAAAGUCUGUCAGGCUCCCCCUCAGGUUCCUGGCUCAGGAGGUGAACAUCCCGGAUUGGAUUGUUGAACUUCGCCAUGAGUUGACUCACAAGAAAAUGCCUCAUAUAAAUGACUGCCGUAGAGGUUGCUAUUUUGUUCUGGAUUGGCUCCAGAAGACCUACUGGUGCCGCCAACUGGAGAACAGCCUGAGAGAGACCUGGGAAUUGGAGGAGGACAAGGAAGAGACAGAUGAAGACAACCAAGAGGAAUCAAAGAACAUUGUUGAUGACAUCACAGAACAGAAACUAAAGUCUAUGGAUGAAGGGAAAGGUGCAGAGCUGGAUGUCAGGGCUGAUGGAGACAGCACAGGUGACAAAGAGAUUGAUGCACAUUGGGAGAAGGCUCAGAGACAUAAAGAGCUGUAUGAAAGAGCCCGAGAACUACUGGUAUCAUAUGAAGAGGAGCAGUUUAAGGUACUGGAGAAAUUUAGGUAUUUACCUCAGGCCGUUAAGGCGUGGAAUCAACUGCCCCCGCCUGUAGACUGUAUCCUGGCAGAACUCAAGGGCAUUACAUUCGAGAACAGGGAAGCUGUGCUGGAUGCUUUUCUAGAUGAUGGCUUUCUCAUCCCCACAUUUGAGCAGUUGGCAGCUUUGCAGAUAGAGUAUGAAGAUGGGCAGACUGAGGUCCCGAGAGGGGAAUGUACUGACCCAGAGUCACACAAAAACGUGGACUUCAGUGAUAUCCUGGUACCAAAGCCGUUCUCUCAAUUCUGGCAGCCUCUGCUCAGGGGCCUGCACUCGCAGACCUUCACUCAGGCCCUGCUAGAGAGGAUGUUCUCCGAGCUGCCAGCCUUGGGGAACAGUGGGAUCCGGCCCACCUACAUCCUCAGAUGGACGGUUGAACUGAUCGUGGCUAACACCAAGACUGGACGGAAUGCCCGCCGAUUUUCUGCAGUCCAGUGGGAAGCAAGAAAGAGCUGGAGGCUAUUCAACUGCUCUGCAACCCUUGACUGGCCCUGGGUGGUUGAGUCCUGCUUGGGUUCACCUUGCUGGGCCAGCCCCCAUCUCCUUCAGCUCAUCUUCAAAGCCAUGGGGCAGGUCCUGCCAGAUGAGGAUCAGAAGAAGCUGCUGCAUAUCUGUUCCAUUUAUACCCAGAAUGGAAAAAACAGCCUGGUGGAGGAGGGCACAGAGGCCUCCCCUAUUGGAAAGUCUGCAUACACACUGGACAGCCUGUAUUGGAGCCUCAAACCCUCUGGCCCCAACUCUAAGCCUGAAGGAGAAGCCCAGCAGCAGGAGAAGGGCAACCUUAAUGAUGUCAAGGAAGAUGAGAUGGAGGAGAGUGAGGUCUUGGAAGAUCAGGUAGAAGAGGAGGAAGAGGAAAAUGAUUACCAAGAGAAGUGGGAGGAGGAGGAGGAUGAAGAUGAUGAUGAUGAAGAUGAUGAAGAUGAGGAUGAGGAAGACAGAAUGGAGUUGUGUACUUUGGAGGAGGAGUCCCCCACUAUUGAGAAUGCCAGGCUCCUGGCCCAGAAAAGAGGAGCACUGCAGGGUUCUGCGUGGCAAGUUAGCUCGGAAGAUGUGCAGUGGGGCACCUUCCCCAUAGGCCGAAUGCCAGGUCAGACAGAGGACCCAGCAGAGCUUAUGCUGGAGAAUUACGACACCAUGUAUCUUUUGGACCAGCCUGUGCUAGAGCAGCGGCUGGAACCCCCAACAUGCAAGAUAGGCACCCUGGGCCUGAGCUGUGGCAUCGGUAGUAGCAACUGUAGCAACGGCAGCAACAACUUGGAGGGCCUUCUCUGGAGCCAAGGUCAGCUGCACAGGCUCAAAACUGGUCUGCAGCUCUUCUGAUGUCCACCCCAGUACCACCUCUGUUGGGGCAGGAGCCCACCCCUCAGUGCACCUGAUGUUCCAUCAAACAACCUGGAUGACAGUCCUUGGCAGCCACAUCAGCUCAGCGUUUACCACGUCAUUUUGAUUGUUUUUGCUUUUGUUUUUGCUCUUUUGAAAAAUAAAAAACAGGCAACUGUU